GUGUUAUUUAUUUCUAGAUUUUUAAUUAUCAAUAUUCUAAUUAAAAUUGAAAAUAAAAAAUCACCCCCAUUGAUCCUUUAUCUAUAAAUCGUCUUAAUUAUAAUUAUUGCACUCGAUUAAUUAUAAUCGAAGGAUCAACGAAUAGAGGGAUUAAGAAAAAAAAUUCCUAAGUUUACAUAAUACGGUUAGAAAUGGAAACGGAAGCGGAGAAAAACGAAAGAAGAGGUGCAGAGGUAUGAUGUAGCGAAAAUGAAACUUCGAAAGGAUAGAAACGCGAACACAACCGGUAGAAACUAAAGCCAUUUGACAGGCCAAGUCCACGUGGACUCUUACGUUCACCAAGUAUAAAUCGAGUACGUUCACCAGGCCAACGAAUGCACUUGCACUUUUUAAGAGAACCUGUUUCCGCUGCAACGCGAACUUACAUUGAAAGAACCACACCCACCGGGGCUAACCAGAGACCAUAGAUCUCUUUGGAAAGGAGGACUUUUCCGUUACUUUGCUAGGGUGAACAGUAAGAAUGUUAGCAGCAGCAAAUUACUACAAGACGACUGUACUUUUUGUACUUAUACAACGAUCAUUCUCAGCUAUGGUUCUUCCCAGGCCACCUUCUUCACCGAAUCAUAUUCAACACAUUGAUCGAAGAAUGAACGAUCGAAAUCUGUACGAAGGAAAGCCUGUACAGGAUUUUUCCCAAAAUCCCAAUAUCGAAAGGACAAAUACCAACGAUUACAGUCUUGUAGAAAUCGAGCUUCAAAGCCCGGACGAAAUGGACACGACGAAUCUUCAAAACAUAGUACACGCAAUGUUGAAACAAUCUGAGAAAGUUCAUAACAAUAGCUAUCCAAAUCCAGAAGUGAUACCGCAUUCCAUUUUUGGUGUCAGAGACGUUGGUUUAACUUCGACCUUCAAGCUAAAUACGUUCAAUGAGGACAGACGUGUCUUGAUAGAGUCACCAAAGAUACCGACUUACGACGAGAAGUUGUAUUAUUUAAAAAACAACAGACCAAAAGUUUACGUGAACGUGAGAGGCCAUAGCGGUACGUUUAGAAAGGAUCCGGCUUUAGAAACGACCUCUACUAACGACGCUAUAGGAUUCCUUCGAGUUACACCGCCGUUUCAAAGACAAACGAACUCCAAGUCUCGGUACGUUAAAAAGAAUCGUUCACCAAAGAAAUACGACAGGAAUCAUGGACAUCAAAGGAAUCGUUCGUGGACAGAUGCUAAAAGGUUAAACAGAUUAGCAUCGAUUUACAAUUUCGAAGCUCCCGCUACUACCGAAGGUUCUAUGGUGACUUCCAGUGAAUUACCAAAGCAAAUACCUGCACCCCCAUCAAAAUUUCAUAGCAGGACGCUUAUGGCGCAAACUACACCCGUUCAAAAUUAUGCUUUGAGAAGAACAGAUGUAUUACCAGGCUACAGCUUCUCCUGAUGAACGAUAAUCUAUACAAUUGAUGAACAUUGUCGCUGUGCAAGGAAUUCCUGAAGUAUCGUUAUUAAGCAAGUGAUAGUAAAUAAAUUGUAUAUAAUGAGGCUCAAGAAGACAGACGAUUGUAACACAUAAAUAUGACGUUUAAUAAAUUAUUAUUUAACGC
This is a messenger RNA of Osmia lignaria (orchard mason bee), 1595 nucleotides long. The record is from RefSeq and is a predicted model, not a curated record. NCBI's taxonomy places the organism in Eukaryota, Metazoa, Arthropoda, Insecta, Hymenoptera, Megachilidae.